Messenger RNA from Colletotrichum higginsianum IMI 349063, 3594 nucleotides. Its product is annotated as Endonuclease/Exonuclease/phosphatase. The record is from RefSeq and is a predicted model, not a curated record. Gene Ontology annotation, molecular function: protein binding; phosphatidylinositol-4,5-bisphosphate 5-phosphatase activity. Bases 1 to 3594 code for a protein of 1197 amino acids. Gene Ontology annotation, biological process: phosphatidylinositol dephosphorylation. Lineage: Eukaryota; Fungi; Ascomycota; Sordariomycetes; Glomerellales; Glomerellaceae. The transcript is spliced from 4 exons.
AUGGCUCCUCCCGCACAGAAUGGGCCUGAUGGCUCAUCACUCAAACCUGUCUCCUCAUUGAGGGCGCAGUUCGAGAACAUGAACAAGAACGGUGAAUUCGCCGCGGCCGCGCCUGGCCCCUCCCCGCCUCGGGCCAUCUCCCCGGCCCCGAAGCCAGAGUUCCUUCGAGAUGCGAAACCCUCCUCCGAAACCCUGCCGGUCCCCCCGAGACCGCGAGACCGCACGAGUAUAUCGGCUCCAUCACUACCCCCUCCGCUGCACGAGCCGGUCCCUCGCUCGCCCGGCAGAUCCCUAGGUGUCCCUCCCACCCUGAAGCCCGAGCCGGUGAAGGCUCCCUCCGUCAUGGUCGAGCCUCCCCAGUCUCCUCCCAAGAACCCCGUAUCGAGGUUCGCGCAUGCGGAGGUGCCGGCAUUUCUGAAUGCGGAGUCCGGCUCCUCUACUCCCAGCACUCCUACUUCGUCGCGGGCUUUCAAGAUUCCAAGCCGGCCACAUACCCCCUCACUCGAGCCGCGGCGCUCACCCAGACUCUCGGCCUCCCAACCCCCUUCACCGCCACCACCGAGGAGGUCAGUGGAUAUUCGAAGAGACAACAAGCCUGCCGUGCCGCCGCCGAUCAACCGGGCCGAGAAGCCGUCGAUGCAGUCGCAAGCGAAACCUCCCUUCUAUACUGACCAACAGUUAGCUGCCGAUGGCAGGGGUAAGAUUAGGGAGGAGACGUCGCCUUUCAGUAGCCCGCCCGGAAGCCCUGACAGUCUUCACGAGCCGCCGCCCCCUACCCUGCCUACCAGGCCGAAAGCACAUAUCACGCAGAUGGAGCCGCCGCCGCCUCAGCGUGGAAGACCAUUGGAUGUGGGCUUUGCACCGCCACCCGUUCACCACUCCAUCGUGACGAAGCGGAACCAGCGGGAUCAGGAAGUAAACGGCUUCGUCAAGGGGCAGAUUACACCCCAGAUCACUGGUGAUCGGCCGGGACUGCCCGCUCUUCCGGCGAGACCGCAGACAAUCGCGGAGCCUCCGCCACGGCCGCCAGUGACUAUGAAGCCUCCUCCGCGGCCUCCACGGCCAGGCGUCAACACGCACGCCGUCACGCACUCCGUUUCUGAGAUUCAGCCUCCACCGAAACGUAUCGUCUCGACUCCCACAGCGCAUCUGCCGCCCCCAACCAGGCUGCCGGGCCGCGCGAACACAGUGACGGACCGAACGUCGGAGAGGGCCGCUCCUCGGCCAUCGCCUCCGCAACCACCUCAAUCUGUGCAGCCCGCGCAGCCGCAGCCUGAGCCGACAGUGUCGUUAAUCCCCUCCAGCAAUACCUCAAAGGUCGAAAUUAACGGAUCCACGCCAAACUUCCCUGACCCAGCAAAUGUGAACCGGAGACCGCCUCACAUCAAGCAUGGCAUGCACGAGAUCCAAACCAAGUACGACCCGCGCACGUUUGACGUUUGUGGCGACCUCAUCUGUACGACUGGCCACCUUACACGCGUAUGGAGCCUUCGGGACGGUGAGCUAUUAAUGAGCUUCGCCCACGGCGAGGGCAUCAAAGCUACAACGGUAGCUUUUAAGCCCGGCACGAACGUGGACGAAGAAGGAAAGCGAUUGUGGAUUGGCAACAACUUUGGCGAGCUUAUGGAAGCCGACAUUGCCACGCAAAGCGUGGUUGCCAACAAGCCUGGGGCUCACGGACGGCACGAGGUCGUCAAGAUUUAUCGUCACUUCAACGAACUGUGGACUCUGGACGAAACGGGCGGUCUACUCGUCUGGGGUCCGGAUGAUACAAGUACGCCAAAUCUCACGAACAACCCGCAUCAGGCCUUCCGGGUGCCCAAGGGUCAUUCGUUCUCCAUGGUCAUCGGAGACGAGCUGUGGCACGCAACCGGCAAAGAGAUACGCGUGUUCGCACCAACCUCGGAUGGGCAAGUUCAAUUCCAAGUCCUGGUCCGCGCUCUUACGCAGGACGCUGCGGGCGAGGUAACUUCCGGAACGCAAGUGCGAUCGCAGCCGGGCAAAGUGUUCUUUGGACAUGCCGAUGGCAAGGUAUCUAUAUACAGCACACAAGACUUUGCUUGCCUCGGUCUAGUGAAUUUGAGCUCCUGGAAGAUCAAUUCCCUGGCAGGAGUUGGUGAUCAUUUGUGGGCAGGCUUCAACACCGGCAAGGUCGGCGUGUAUGACAUGGAGUCGACGCCAUGGGCUGUCAAGAAAGACUGGCAGGCGCACGAGAAGAACCCGGUCGUCAAGCUCGCCUCGGAUGUAUCGAGCUGCUACCGGCUGGACCGCCACCAAGUCAUCUCGCUCGGUGCCGAUAACAUGAUUCGCGUGUGGGACGGCCUGCUACAGGACGACUGGCACGAGACGGAGAUGAAGGCCAUGGACACGCAGUACUGCGAGUUCCAAGACCUCAAGGUCUUGUGCAUGACUUGGAAUGCGGGUGCCUCGACGCCUCACAGUCUGCGAUACGCGCAGGAGGAUGCCGAGUUCAUCAAGAGCCUUCUGACGGCCAACAGCUCCCCCGACAUUCUCGUCUUUGGGUUUCAAGAGCUGGUGGACCUGGAAGACAAGACAGCAACAGCUAAACGAUUCCUAAAGGUCAAGAAGAAGGAGGGCUCAGACCAGGAGCGCAUGAGUCAUCAGUACCGCGACUGGAGAGAUUUCCUGCUCAAGAGCCUCGACGAAUACAUGCCGCCGGACUGCUUGUAUCAUCUUCUACACACUGCCACGCUUGUAGGCCUGUUCACGUGCAUCUUCGUCAAGUCGACGCUUCGGGAUCGGAUACAAAACCUUAGUGCGGCAGAAGUCAAGCGUGGCAUGGGCGGCUUACAUGGCAACAAGGGCGCCAUUGUCGUGCGGUUCAUGGUAGACGACUCCUCACUCUGCUUCAUCAACUGCCAUUUAGCGGCAGGCCAGUCGCAGGCCAACAGCCGGCACAACGAUGUGGCUGCCAUUCUCGAGGCACAAAUUCUGCCGCCCGAGCGGGAUCUCAGCGCUCGCCUCGAUAGCUACGUCGGUGGUGGAGACGGCACUAUGAUUCUGGACCACGAGCUUUGUCUUCUCAACGGCGAUCUCAACUACCGCAUCGACACGAUGUCUCGCGAUACUGUUGUUAUCGCUGUCAAGCAAAACAACCUGGCCAAGCUUCUCGAAAGGGAUCAACUCCUUGUGGCGAAGCGGCGAAACCCAGCCUUUAAGCUGCGAGCCUUUGACGAAAUGCCGAUUACGUUUGCGCCGACUUACAAGUACGAUGUCGGCACGGAUAAUUACGACACGAGCGAGAAGAAGCGCUCGCCAGCGUGGUGCGACCGUUUGCUGUACCGCGGUGGUGGCAGGAUCAAGCAGAUCGACUACAAGAGACACGAGGUGCGAGUGUCCGACCAUCGGCCAGUCACGGGUCGGUUCAAGUUCACGGUCAAGAAAAUCCAGCCUAAAGCGCGAGCGAUGGCGUGGAUGGACUGCCAGCAGAGGUUUGAGGACCUCAAAUUGAGCGAAAUCAACGAUGACAAGAUGUUAUACCUGACGAACGUCAUCGGCUACGAUGAAGCCACAGCUCGGAGCAUUCUCCAGCCAAGGAACGACCGCAGCCUGAGUAGGUCAAGAGACGCAUGA